AUGGUUCUAGUCCAACGCCUGACUCUGUUGGCAGCCAACCUUGUUGAUGGUCAUGAAAUUAUAGCCGCAUCAAAGAGGAAUGGUGGCAAUGAACAGGGUUCCGUCUACUCCAACGGUCACAUUUCGAAGGGUGCAGUCGCCUUAAAAUUGACGCCAAUUCAAAGGGAGUAUGCCGUAUUUCUGGAACUGCUCUUUGCUCCCUAUGGCUGUGACUGUAACCGGCUGGACGUUCACAGCGAGGCUCGAGAAUGGGUCCUCACCCUCAACCUCAGUGUGUUGACUGCCGCAGAGGAAAAGUUGUGA
Molecule: messenger RNA, 303 nt
Organism: Hydatigera taeniaeformis
Lineage: Eukaryota; Metazoa; Platyhelminthes; Cestoda; Cyclophyllidea; Taeniidae
Source: the annotation of a GenBank genome assembly